Molecule: messenger RNA, 654 nt
Organism: Paramisgurnus dabryanus
Lineage: Eukaryota; Metazoa; Chordata; Actinopteri; Cypriniformes; Cobitidae
Source: RefSeq, a predicted model, not a curated record
AAUCCACAGCAGCCCAUCAUUAAUAUUUCUGGAGGUUUAAAGACCGGUGACAGCAUUACAGUAGUGUGUUACACCUUACACACCUGUCCAUACAGAAAACCAAACAUCAUUCUGAAGGGUGUAGAAGGAUCUGAUAAAAUAGAUGAUGUCCGUAUGGAAAAUGGUCAAUGGAAAACCACUCUGACACGCACCGGUGUUGUGAAGGCUGAACGCUCAGAUAUUGAGUGUACUGUAACACAUCAUGGAGGCAUAAAAACAAGAGCUACAAAAUCACAAAGUGCAAAAUGUGUCCAUUCUAGUAUAACCAUUGAGCCUAAACUGGCAGAUAUUACAGAGGGUGUUGAAAAGACCUUCACUUGUACCGUCCACCAUUCCUGCCAGACGAAUCCUCCGAUCCUCUCCUGGAACUAUGAGAAUAUGCCGAUCAAAAAUGGAAAGAAACAACUUACAGGGUUUGAAUGGGCCACCUUUUCCACCAUAACCUUUUUGGGGGCAAAGAAAGACGAUGGGAAGAAAUUAAUCUGCACUACAAAUAUUUCUGGACAGAAAAUCACAAAAUCUGUUGACCUUCAUGUACAACAUUCUUUUACAGAGUCUCCAAAACCAGUGACUCCAGUCCAGAAUAAAUGUAUGUGUUUCACAUUUGUCCUGUAG